AUGGACUACGAGGCUCUCAAGGAGCAGUGGAGCGAGGUAGAGGACCGCGAUGGUGUGCGCCUCAGCUGGAAUGUCUUCCCGAGCUCGCGUAUGGAAGCUUCACGCUUGGUCGUCCCCAUCGGAGCUCUCUACACUCCCCUGAAGGAGAAGCCAGAUACGCCUCUGCUGCAGUUCGAGCCUGUCGCCUGCAAGCAGCCAUGCCGUGCCAUCUUGAACCCUUUCUGCCAGGUAGACUACAGGCUGUCGCGCCCAGCUCCCAGUCCGCCCAUCUUUUUAUAUGUCGUCGAUACUUGCCAGGAGGAGGACAGUCUUGCUGCCCUCAAGGAGUCCUUGAUCAUGAGUCUGAGCCUCCUCCCCGAGAACGCCCUGGUCGGUCUUAUCACCUACGGCACCAUGGCUCAAGUACACGAGAUUGGCUACAACGAGUGCGCAAAGUCAUACGUCUUCCGUGGCAGCAAGGAGUAUACUGCCAAGCAGGUCCAGGAGAUGCUUGGUCUUCUCGGGCCUGGCUUGAGACCAGGUGUCCCCCAACAGCAGCCUGGCCGCCCGCCACUACCCAUGGGCGCAGCCACUCGGUUCUUAUUGCCUGUGCAGCAAUGCGAGUUCCAGCUCACCAAGGCUCUGGAGCAGCUGCAGAAAGACCCCUGGCCUGUUGCCAGCGACCGAAGAGCCCAGCGCUGCUCCGGCGUCGCACUAAGCGUCGCUGUCGGUCUGUUGGAGUCGUCUUUCCAGAACUCAGGUGGCCGUGUUAUGCUCUUCGCUGGUGGCCCUGCCACCGAAGGCCCCGGCAUGGUUGUUGGUCCCGAGCUGAGAGAGCCCAUCAGAUCUCACCACGAUAUCGACCGCGACAACAUCAAGUACUACAAGAAGGCUCUCAAGUUCUACGACACUCUGGCAAAGCGGACUGCUCACAACGGCCACAUCAUUGAUAUUUUUGCUGGCUGUCUCGACCAGGUCGGUCUCCUGGAAAUGAAGGGACUGUGCAACUCUACUGGCGGUCAUAUGAUCCUGACAGAUAGUUUCACGUCUUCCAUGUUUAAACAGUCCUUUGUACGGGUGUUCGAGAAGGACGGCGAUGGGAACCUUCUCAUGGGAUUCAAUGCUCUCUUCGAGGUCUUGACCACAAAGGAGCUCAAGGUCACCGGUCUCAUUGGCCACGCAGUCUCCAUGAAUAAGAAGUCGACUUCUGUAGGCGAGACGGAGUGUGGCAUUGGAAACACAUGCGCCUGGAAGAUGUGCGGUAUAGAUCCUACUGCAAGUUAUGGCGUGUACUUUGAGAUUGCAAGCCAAGGCGGUCCUACGCAGCACCAACAAGGGCAGCAGAAGGGUAUGAUGCAGUUCCUCACCUACUACCAGCACUCGGAUGGGCAGUUCCACCUGCGUGUCACCACCGUGGCAAGAAACCUGAGUGGCCCGGCCGGAGAUCCAGCGAUUGCGCAAUCAUUCGACCAAGAGGCUGCAGCGGUGCUCAUGUCCAGGAUUGCCGUAUUCAAGGCUGAAGUCGAUGAUGGGCCAGAUGUUCUACGAUGGGUGGAUCGUAUGCUCAUCCGGUUAUGUUCCCGCUUCGCCGACUACCGGAAAGACGACCCAUCAUCCUUCAGGCUGGAGAAGAAUUUCACACUGUAUCCGCAGUUCAUGUUCCACUUGCGCCGAAGUCAGUUCUUACAAGUCUUCAACAACUCUCCCGACGAGACGGCAUUUUACCGCCAUGUACUUAACCACGAAGACGUCAGCAACUCUCUCAUCAUGAUCCAACCCACGCUGGACUCGUAUGUUCUUGCACAAGAUGGCAGCCAGCCGGAAGGGCAGCCGGUGCUUUUGGACUCGACGUCGAUCCAGCCUGACCACGUGUUGCUUCUGGACACGUUCUUCCACAUUUUGAUCUUCCAUGGCGAGACAAUCGCCGAAUGGAGGAAGGCCGGAUAUCAAGAACAGGAUGGCUACCAGAACUUUGCGGCUUUGCUUGAGCAGCCGAAGGAGGACGCCAGAGACCUGAUCGGUGACCGAUUCCCUCUGCCUCGUUUCAUCGUGUGUGACGCUGGUGGCUCACAAGCCCGGUUCUUGCUUUCCAAGCUGAACCCCUCCACAACGCAUACCACUGGUGCAUACGGAGGUGUUGGAGCGCAAACGGCACAGACCAUUUUCACGGACGAUGUUUCCCUUCAGACAUUUAUGGACCACUUGAUGAAGUUGGCGUUCGACCCCAAUGAGAUCAAGGUGAUCACUCUCCGUGCCACCGGAGGUGAAGUCGGUGCCUCUUCCGCCCUGGCUCCCAAGAUCGGUCCCCUCGGUCUGUCUCCCAAGAAGGUCGGAGAAGAUAUCGCCAAGGCUACUGGUGACUGGAAGGGCCUCCGUGUCACCGUCAAGCUCACCAUCCAGAACCGUCAAGCUGCCGUCUCCGUCGUCCCUACCGCAUCGGCACUUGUCAUCAAGGCUCUCAAGGAGCCCCCGAGAGAUCGCAAGAAGGAGAAGAACAUCAAGCACACCAAGUCGAUACCCUUGGAUGAGAUCAUUGAGAUCGCCCGCCAGCUCCGCUACAAGUCUUUCUCCAAGUCCCUCGAGGGUAGUGUCAAGGAGGUUCUCGGUACUGCUUUCAGUGUUGGUUGCCAGGUUGACGGACGUAGCCCCAAGGCUAUCCAGGAUGACAUCGCCAGCGGUGCUAUUGAGAUCCCCGAGGAGUAA
This is a messenger RNA of Truncatella angustata, 2682 nucleotides long. RefSeq lists its product as uncharacterized. Gene Ontology annotation, molecular function: structural constituent of ribosome; GTPase activator activity. The coding region runs from base 1 to 2682 and encodes 893 amino acids. Gene Ontology annotation, cellular component: COPII vesicle coat; endoplasmic reticulum exit site; ribosome. NCBI's taxonomy places the organism in Eukaryota, Fungi, Ascomycota, Sordariomycetes, Amphisphaeriales, Sporocadaceae. The record is from RefSeq and is a predicted model, not a curated record. The transcript is spliced from 7 exons. Gene Ontology annotation, biological process: endoplasmic reticulum to Golgi vesicle-mediated transport; COPII-coated vesicle budding; translation.